Molecule: messenger RNA, 583 nt
Organism: Triticum aestivum (bread wheat)
Lineage: Eukaryota; Viridiplantae; Streptophyta; Magnoliopsida; Poales; Poaceae
Exons: 2
Coding region: 13-438 (141 amino acids)
Source: RefSeq, a predicted model, not a curated record
GGAGAGGACCAAAUGCAUGCAGGAAAUAGCUUGUGGUUGCUCGGGCAAACAUGUGUUGAGAACACAAGGUCAUGUCGUUGCGAGUGCCCUGCUCUAAUAAGGCUACUACGAGCAGAGGACAACGGAUGGUACAUUGCAGAGCAUAGAGAUACUCACAACCACUCGCUAUCACCGAAUUUUGGUGAGACAAUCCACUGGCUGUCACACAAGCACACAUAUGUGUACACCAAAGACCUCGUAAAACACUUAAGGCAGAACAAUGUGAACUUACCAAAGGUGUACAGUAUCAUUGGAGGUUUCUUUGGAUCAAUGGAAAAUGUUCUGUUCACAAAGAGGUUGUUACGUAAUUUGUGUGGGAAGAUAAACAGGGACCACGUAGAAGAUGAUGUGAAGAAGACAAUAGAUGUGUUUGCGGAGAUAGGACCAUGCAGAAGAUGAUGUGAAGAAGACAAUGGAUGUGUUUGCGGAGAUAGGAGCUAAAGAUUCACACUUCCAAGCAAAAAUGAUGGAAGUGUCGGAAGUUGGCGGGAGCUCAAGGGUAGCAGCAAGGCUGGCGGACAGCAUGAGUCGAGGUACAAAAUAA